GCCGAGCUUCUCGGGCCCUGCCGGCGCUGCCCAUGGGGGAGUGCGGGGUGCCCGCCCAGGUCCAGCUCUUCCUCCGUGCCUGCGAGCAGGGCGACUGCGAGACCGCCCGGCGCCUGCUGGGGCUGCCUGGCGGCACCGCUGGGUCGGCGGCCACCUCCGCCUGCGGCACCGAGGAGGCGGUGGAGCCCCGCGGAGAAGCGGCCGCCGCCUCCCCUGCCCCCGCCGUCGCCGUGGACUGCACCGACGAGGCGGGCAACACCGGGCUGCAGUUCGCCGCGGCGGGCGGCCACGAGCAGCUGGUGCGGUUCCUGCUGCGGAAGGGGGCCUCGGUGCAGAGCACGAACCACUACGGCUGGAGCCCGCUGAUGCAGGCGGCCAGGUUUGGACACCUAAGCGUGGCUCACAUCUUGCUGGAAAAUGGUGCUGAUCUCAACGCACAGAACAAAUUAGGAGCCAGUGUCCUCACGAUGGCCUGUAGAGGUGGCCAUGUCAGCAUGGUAAAAUUGUUGCUGGAAUCUGGAGCUUAUGUAGACAAUUAUGACCAUUUUAGCACAAAUGUGCUGAACAGCAGCAGAGAUGACCUUCCUGACAUCACUCCAUUAAUGGCAGCUGCACAACAUGGACAUGAGGCAGUGGUACAUCUGUUACUAGACUGGGGAGCUGAUUGCAAUUACACUGUGAAGACAAUGGGCUGGAGUCCUUUAAUGCUGGCAGCGGUUAGCGGUAAGGUGAGCUUAGCACAGCAGCUCAUGGAAAAAGGUGCCAAUCCUGAUCACCUCAAUGUACUGCAUAAAACGCCUUUUGAAAUCUCUGUGGGCUUCAAGCACAAAGACAUGAAGGACUACCUGGAAUCUCUCACAACGAUUAGAAUUCAUACAGAUACAGAGAAGAGGCAACCUGACAUCUUUCAUGCUUUGAAAUUGGGCAACUUUCAGCUGGUUAAAGAGAUAGUUGACGAAGACUCAAGUCAAGUCAAUGUUACCAAUGUUGAUGGUGCAUCUCCACUAAUGAUUGCAGCUGUAACCGGACAGCUGCCUCUUGUCCAGCUCCUUGUUGAAAAAAAUGCUGAUGUUGACAAACAAGAUAAUGUUCAUGGUUGGACAGCACUAAUGCAGGCCACAUACCAUGGAAACAAAGAAGUUGUAAAGUAUUUGUUAAACCAAGGAGCUGAUGUCAAUCUUCGGGCAAAAAAUGGAUACACUGCUUUUGACUUGAUAAUGCUGCUGAAUGACCCAGACACAGAACUUGUACGGUUACUCGCAUCAGCAUGCAUGCAAGUAGACAAAGACAAGAAUAAAAUGAACAACAGAUCAUCUUUGCCUUCUUCCAGAAGUAGGCAAUCCUUAAAUGUCCCAAUGCUGCCAGAUGACAAAGGAGGUCUAAAGUCUUGGUGGAGCAGGAUGUCCAAUCGAUUCCGCAAGCUGAAGCUGACUCAGACAUUGCGCCAUGGAUUUUCUUCCAAUCAGUUUGGGCCUUUUCCUGAUGAACCUGAAUCUUCAUUAAAUUCCACCAUGAAGGCAGUUCCACAGAGUGACACAAACUCCUCUGGAACUACUGAUGUUCCUAUGGCCUGGGUCACAAAUAACGCAGGUGUAAACACUGCAAAAGGAGGGAAGGAUGAUGAAUUAUUGACAACCAUGUUGAGAAGUAGUGCUCCAUUUACCAGGCUGCCUAGCGAUAAAUUGAAAGCAGUGAUACCCCCUUUCUUACCACCCUCCAGUUUUGAGCUUUGGAAUUCUGAUCGAACACGAAUCAGCAAAGAUGGCAAAGCUGAACAGAUGAGAACUGCCUGGCCACAGAGAGCAAUCAAGCAUGAUUUUAACAGUAGUGGGAACUCAGAUGUAACAUCUGUUAGUAAAGGCACGAGACCAGUCAAAUUACCAGCAUUUGCAAGAAGACCUGCAUCUCCUUCAAAUUCUACCAAUUUCAACCAUUCUCCUCAUUCUUCUGGUGGAUCCAAUAACAUUGCAGGAAUUAAUAGGCAUGGAGGAGAACUGCAUAACAGAUCAGGUGGCAGUGCAGACAAUGUUUUAUCGCAGAUUGCAGCCCAAAGAAGAAAAGCAGCAGGCUUACCUGAACAGAAGCCCAGCCAACACAAUAGUCCAGUCCAGGCAACUCCUUCAUCCACCCUGUCUGACAUGCAGUGUGCUCAAACAGCUGGUAAUGGACACGUAGUAAAGAUACAAAUGAAUCAAAAAACAGAGAUGAACAAAAGACCUCCAUCUGGAACUUCAUCUACAUCUAAAAGCACAUCACCAACUCUCACACCUUCCCCAUCACCCUCUCCGUCUCCUAAGGUUCACAACGUGGAGUCCUCUCUCUCCUCUUCUCACAGACAGGCCAAGAGCAAUGGUUCCAGCAGUGGUACUAUUACAGAAGAUGGUAAUCACUUGGUGGACCAUCAGCUUUUUCCUAUUCUGAGAACCAGUGAUGUAGAGAAUAAUGAAAGAAGAAGCCACAUGAGAGCAAAAGGAGGUGGUGACAACUUGGAGAAAGAUGAGCUGACUGGCAUCCUUAAAAAAUUGUCCCUUGAGAAAUAUCAACCUAUUUUUGAGGAACAAGAGGUGGACAUGGAAGCCUUCCUUACUCUUACUGAUGGUGAUCUGAAAGAACUGGGUAUUAAAACUGACGGUUCAAGGCAGCAAAUUCUGGCAGCUAUUUCUGAACUGAAUGCAGGAAAGGGACGAGAGAGACAGAUUUUACAAGAAACUAUACACAACUUCCACUCUUCCUUUGAGAGUAGUGUUAGUAACACACGGCCUCCUGGUCAUUCCCAGACUCCUGGCUGCUCCAUAAAACCACAAGAAGCAGUUGCUCCUAAGAGGUAGCUACUGGAAUAAAAAGAGAUCUUGAUCUUACAGUGAAGUCUGGGAUCCAGAUGAGUAAAUCCAAGCAUACAAAUGAAAAUUUGAAACUUUAGUCCUUGGUACACUUGUAUAGAACUUUAUGAAUUAAUGUUAAUGAUUCCAGUCCUACAAGGCCUCAAGGAAAGUAAUGAAAAGAUUGCUUUUGUAUUUCAACCUAAGAGUUGAAUUGUUCAAAGCUUCCAUGGUUUGGAUUUUAAGAUAAGAAAGGAAAGCGGGAAGAAUGAAGAUGUUUGUUUUCUACUUAGUCUUCAGUGCCCAGAGAUGAAGAACCCCUGUAGACGAGAUCAAGAGCAACAAAAGCAUGAAAAAAGACAUGUAGAAAGUGUAAUGGCUUUAUGGGAAGGAAUAUAAAGGGAAAGUAAUGCUACAUUCUUCAUUAACUGAAAUACACUUUAUCUACUCAGUAAUUAGAGAUUAGAACAGUAAAUGUAAACACAAAAUACCUGUUUGUAAAAAUAGCACUUUAUUUAAGAAAAUUCAUUAUAUGUUAUGGAUAUUUAAAUAUAAAUACUGUUAAAAUAUUUUAUAUUGCCAAUGUAUUGUUUUGAGAAUAAAACCACUUAAGUGA
Molecule: messenger RNA, 3435 nt
Organism: Tympanuchus pallidicinctus (lesser prairie-chicken)
Lineage: Eukaryota; Metazoa; Chordata; Aves; Galliformes; Phasianidae
Gene: ANKS6
Product: ankyrin repeat and sterile alpha motif domain containing 6
Exons: 17
Coding region: 33-2828 (931 amino acids)
Biological process (GO): innate immune response
Cellular component (GO): cytoplasm
Molecular function (GO): protein binding
Source: RefSeq, a predicted model, not a curated record